CACUGUUGGUGCCUGGUUCACGGGAGUUGGGACAUGGUAGAAGGCCGGCCAUGUUUGGAAACCUUGGUAAGCAAGUUGCCAGACAUCUUGGAGCACUUCCAGAUUGCAGGUGGCCCCUUCCGAUGGGCUGAACUCGAUUCCUUUGACGAUCGCAACCUGCGGGUGACCUUGGAGGGUGGGACCUAUGUGGUGAAGGCUCACAACGGACUAUUGCCCAGUGGUUCGCUGGAACGCCUACAAGCACAGGAUCAAUUGAUCACACGCCUGCGCGAGCAGGGGUUGCCUGUGCCGGACGUGCUGCGAAGCUGGGAGAAUUGCUCGACCUUUCAGUUGGAGGCUCCGCUCAGUCGCGGUCUCUGCUUGGUGCGCGUGCUGAGUUACCUGGAAGGUGUGACCAUCAAGAAUGACACCCCGAAGAGCCCACAGUUCCUCCGUGCUUUGGGCGCCCUCUGUGGGCGUACACAACUGGCACUUGAUGGCUUUGACGCUGAAGGAUUUCAUUGGACCUGGGAUUGGGACAUGAAGUGCGUGCCACAAGUUGUCAGGAGUAAACUGCACCACCUCACUUCUGAACGGCGCAAUUUGGCACAGCGGCUCUGCGAUGGCUAUGCUGAAGCGCUGAGCGAGGAGCGGGUCUCAAAGUUGCCACACAGCGUGCUCCAUGCGGAUCUCAAUGACACCAACCUGUUGUUCGAGAGCGACGGCUCCGAUGCGCCUGCUUUGGCCGGGAUCCUGGAUUUUGGGGAUUCCAUCUACAGCUGUCGCAUCUUUGAACCCGCCAUCGCGGCAGGAUACUUCAGCCUGUGCCAGGCGGAUCCUGUGAUGGUCUUGCAAGAAGUCCUGCGAGGCUAUUUGGAAAAGGUGCCCUGGGAGAUUGCCGAAGACGAAGUCCUCGCGUACUUCCAUGCGGCGCGCGGCCGCAUUCUGUUGUCCGUGGCUUUUGCUGCAGAGAACAGUCAAUUAGAGCCAGACAAUGAAUACCUGGCGCAUACCUCUGAACCAGGCUGGGCAGUUCUGAUGGCUUUGGACAAUGACCUGGCGAUCCAAGGGCUGCAUGAAGUCGCGCGUGAAGUGGCAGGUAAAAAAGUCAUUGGAUGCAGGUGGAACGGAAAAUGA
Molecule: messenger RNA, 1116 nt
Organism: Cladocopium goreaui
Lineage: Eukaryota; Dinophyceae; Suessiales; Symbiodiniaceae
Source: the annotation of a GenBank genome assembly